AUGACACAUGCCAUUGUCACUGUCCACAGUGGUACAGGCUUUUGCCUCACCGGAGUCGAAACUCUGGCACUUGAGGUAUGUAUCCCUCUCCCUCUUAACCCCACUCACCCCGCCUCACCCAGAAAAAAAUUUAGUGACUCUAUCGAUCAUGUAACAGGAUGUGCCAACACACAUGUGCUUUUCUAUAGCACUGCAGAGGAGAUGAACGGGUUGCAAAAUGAUGAUAGGGACGUCCAGGAGUGGUGGAUCAAUGCGAAAGAGGAGCAGGAUGGAUUUGAGAGGAGGCAGUGGAGGAAGGAGGAGGCAGUGGAGGAAGGAGGAGGCAGUGGAGGAAGGAGGAGGCAGUGGAGGAAGGAGGAGGCAGUGGAGGAAGGAGGAGGCAGUGGAGGAAGGAGGAGGCAGUGGAGGAAGGAGGAGAAGCAGUUGCGAGUUAACCAGUAUGGCCCUAGUGGUUUGAACAUAGAUUAUAAGUUGUUAUAUGUGUAG
This is a messenger RNA of Laccaria bicolor S238N-H82, 486 nucleotides long. RefSeq lists its product as uncharacterized. The coding region runs from base 1 to 486 and encodes 161 amino acids. Lineage: Eukaryota; Fungi; Basidiomycota; Agaricomycetes; Agaricales; Hydnangiaceae. The record is from RefSeq and is a predicted model, not a curated record. The transcript has 3 exons.